AUGUCGUCUGCAAUUCAUCCUUACCAAAUCAACAUCCCCGACUCUCGAAUACAAGAGCUCAAUUCCAAGCUCGAAAAUGCCACCUAUCCUGAUGAAUUAGGCUCUGCAGGAUGGGACAUGGGUGCCCCAUCGUCCGAUAUACAACGACUCACAAAAUACUGGCUCCGGGAGUUCAGCUGGCGAAAAGCCGAGGAGAAACUCAACGGGCUGCCUCAUUUUGUCACAACAAUCCAGUGCGACGGUUACGAGCCUCUGAAUAUCCAUUUCCUGCACAAGAAAAGCUCAGCCAAAGGGGCGAUUCCGCUGCUUUUCGUGCAUGGCUGGCCUGGGAAUUUUCUAGAGGCCACUAAAAUUAUUGAUGCUCUAUCCACCCAGACACAAGGUCAAGUGUCAUUCCACGUCGUCGCACCAUCGUUGCCCAGUUUCGGAUUCUCAGAAGGCACGAAGAAGCGGGGCUUUGCGGUCGAGCAGUAUGCUGAGACACUGCAUAAGCUGAUGGUGAGGCUUGGUUAUGAUCAAUAUGUUACUCAAGGUGGCGAUUGGGGUUACUACAUCUGCCGCGCCCUCUCCGCCCUCUAUCCACGACAAUGCAAAGCCACACACUUCAACAUGGACGUGGGCACUCGACCUACCCUCUUCACGCACCCAGUUCUGUUCGUCUCGUCCCUCUUUCGGCGCCUGAGCAAGCGAGAGAAACAAGGUGUCUCCCGCACGGAGUGGUUCGACCAAGAAGGGUUCGGGUAUAACCUGCUCCAGUCCACGAAGCCACAGACGAUAGGCUACGCAUUGACCGACAGUCCUGUGGCUUUGCUGGCGUGGAUCUAUGAGAAACUGCAUGACUGGACGGACGCAUACCCUUGGACCGAUGAAGAAAUCUGUACCUGGCUCAGCAUAUACUACUUCAGCACCGCUGGCCCCGCAGCCUCCUGCCGCAUCUACUACGAAAUGGGCCGCUCGGGCCCCUGGGGAACUCGCCUCACCCGAUACGAACUCAGGGCGUACCAGUCCAACGGCGUGAAAGUCGGGAUCAGCCAUUUCCCGCGGGACAUCCACGUGUUGCCGAGUCCGUGGACGAGGACGGUUGGCGAGGUGGUGUUUGAGAGGGAGCACGAGAAAGGAGGGCAUUUUGCGGCGUGGGAACGGCCGGAAGACAUUGUCGGGGACGUGUGGGAGAUGUUUGGACGGGGCGGUGGUGCGUACGGGGUCGUUGAAGGGAGGGAUGGAUAUUGA
This is a messenger RNA of Cladophialophora immunda, 1230 nucleotides long. RefSeq lists its product as uncharacterized. Gene Ontology annotation, molecular function: epoxide hydrolase activity. Gene Ontology annotation, biological process: epoxide metabolic process. The transcript is spliced from 3 exons. Bases 1 to 1230 code for a protein of 409 amino acids. NCBI's taxonomy places the organism in Eukaryota, Fungi, Ascomycota, Eurotiomycetes, Chaetothyriales, Herpotrichiellaceae. The record is from RefSeq and is a predicted model, not a curated record.